CGCAAACGCGACAAUUGCUAAACAUGUAAUGGCGGGGUAACGAAAGAAACUUUGGCUGGCAACGCUGACAGCAGCAACAAGACGUUUGUCAUUUGUGGAGUCGUCGGAAGAAACACAACAAAAAAAAGCAAUUUUAUCGACGAAAUGUCCGAUAUACCGAUGUAAACAAUUGCAUGUUACGCAUCGGAGGGCAAAAAGAAUAUCGUAUUUCGCUUUCCGCCAGAAGCGUCCCACUUUUUCGGUGAAGAACAGUACAGUCAGUAUGAUUUCGCGCAUUGUGCUGUAGCGCUUGUGCCAAACAUGGAAGUCGGAGAGUCGGAACAUUCAGGUCGAGGCUUUCGUCAGCGCAAAGGCAGAACUAGCCCGAUGUGUUGUCCAAUUUGCGGCAUCACGUUGCGGGUGCACGAAAUAGAUCACCAUUUUGCAGUCGAGGUAGAUCGUCUGGAGCGUAUACUGAAGCCGAAGAAACAGCUUGCUUACGGUGGUGUGGACGAUGGAACGAAUACAGCCGGACCAAGCUACAGCAACGGAGAAGGACCUAGUCACGGUGGCAACAGCUCGUCCGUGUCUCGAUCAAACGGUCACAGUGGUGAAGAAACCACGGCCAAUUCUAUCGGCCCAGAUGAAUGCUGGGGAACGUAUCAGAAGAUAAAAAACAAUCGACAGGCUAGGUUGAAGUUAAAGUCGAGAAAACGUAAACCGGAGGAUAAUGUGUGUCCUAUCUGCAACAAAGUUACCCUAGAUGACAUUACGCUGCACGUGGAGGCGUGCCUGAGAAAAUCCGAAUCCCAACGAAAUGGAGCCAAUCCAACGAACAACGGUAGUGAAGAGGAUGACGACGAUGAUGAUGCCAGCAUCGACGUUGAGGGUGAGUCGUUCGAUGUUUACGAGUGGGCUGGACAGAAGCGCGUCCGAGCUACAAGUAUGUUAGCCGCGGGUACACACGGUGGGCUCGGUGUACGCAUCACAAACGCCGACGAUACAGACGACGAGCUGAACGUUGACGGUGAUGAAAGCCAGGUAUACGGGCCACCGCAGUACUCGGAGCGGGAUGUAAUAGUUUCGGGUCAAAAUGCGCCCGGUAGCAGUGCGCUGCGAGAGUUGCUGAUUGCCAACGAUCCGCAAACCGUAAAACCACCGGCAGAAAACAAUCCCGGCGAGGGUACGAGCAAGUCCACCGUACCGGGUCCACCGCCCCAGCCACCACCAUCAUUACUCACACCGAUGGACAAGGAGGUAGAUGCGGUGCCAGGUACGGAAAGUCGCAUCGUCGAAUCUUUGAAGGCGAAAAUUCGCGAAUACGAAGGGUACGUUCGUAAUCGACCCAAGUGUCUGAUCUGCAUGGAUGAUUUUCGCAAACCCAUCGUGUCAGUAUGCUGUUGGCACGUGUACUGUGAGGAAUGUUGGCUGCACACCUUAGGAGCGAAGAAGUUAUGCCCACAGUGCAGUAUGAUCACAUCGCCGACUGAUCUGCGGAGAAUUUAUCUUUAAACAAGCUGUCACAUGGUUCGGUUGUAACGCUUGAAGAACGAUGAAGAGCAGACGGGACAAAGCGUCACAUAUUCUGGCGUGAGAAUAUACCGUUGUAAAAUGAUACAGGGUAACCCGAAAGGUAUCGCACCAUCGAGAAACAACGGUGAUAGGCUCGGAUGAACAAAUGGCAAAGUAUGUUAGAUGGUUUCACCGGACGCUUAAAAGACCCGAAUGUGCGAAUCAGCAAAACAGAAGGAACCAAAACACGGUGACAAUGAUGAAAGAAGACAAUAAGCAAAGCAUAUACAGGCAUACUAACGAUAAACGUUUACAACUCGCCAUUGAAUUACAAAUGUAGGGCGUACAGCUUUUGUUCCAGAGCUAAAAAGUAUCAUCUUUUCUAAAACCUCACUAUGCGCUCGGUUUAUGAACAUUCCGUUUAAGUAUUGUAUUAUUUUUUUUAGUCUACCAACUCUGAGUAUUCCUGAAUACUAAGCCAUUUAAUAUGUUUCAGUUUUACACUCGAAUGACUGAAUGAAUAAUAACGAGUUAAAUAACUAACAAAAUA
This is a messenger RNA of Anopheles funestus (African malaria mosquito), 2041 nucleotides long. It is a transcript of the gene RNF220, whose product is annotated as E3 ubiquitin-protein ligase RNF220. NCBI's taxonomy places the organism in Eukaryota, Metazoa, Arthropoda, Insecta, Diptera, Culicidae. The coding region runs from base 301 to 1491 and encodes 396 amino acids. The transcript has 2 exons. Gene Ontology annotation, biological process: protein ubiquitination. The record is from RefSeq and is a predicted model, not a curated record. Gene Ontology annotation, molecular function: metal ion binding; ubiquitin protein ligase activity.